AUGGGAAAUACCAAUUCUUCAUCACUAGUCCAAAGAGUAUUAUACAAUCCAUCUGACUACACCCAACAAGGCUCUCUAAACGACAUAAGGUACGGAAACAUCAAAUAAUUAAAAAAAAAAGAUACAGAAUAAUUAUGUGCUGAGAUAACCAAGACAUUAAAUGACGAAAAACAAUGGUAAACCCGCGUUAGUGAGCUUAAAUUUAGAUUAUAACUGGACCACCCUAAUUUAGUGAAAUUAUUGAACUUUAAUUCUUCAAUGAAUAAUGAAUUCUGUUCAUCUUUUUAUAAAAUAGGUCUUUUAUAUGAAUACUACACUAAUGAUUUAAAGACUGAGAUUUCUGAAAGAAAGAGAGUAUCUAAAAGUUAUUCUGAAAGUGAACUUUUAUACUUACUUUAAUCUCUUGCAAGUGCUGUUUUCUACUUGAAAUCGAGAAGUGUUGUCCAUGGAGAUAUUCGUCCUUAUAAUGUUCUUGUAAAUAAUGAAAAUGGUCAAGUUAAAUUAGGAGAAAUGUACAUUUAAUAACAAAGUAUGUCUAACUAUGCUUAGUUAUUAAGCGGAAUCACCGAAGAUUGUUACAUAUCACCCCAAUUAUUAGAAAACCUCAAAAAACACGCCUAAAGUCCCGCUUUUGAUACUAAUAAAAGCGAAAUCUUCUCCUUAGGAGCAACUGUUUUAGAAGCCGCAACUUUAGAAUCUGUAAGUCUAACUUGUUAUGAUAGAGAAUACUAUAAUAUAGACUGGAAUUAAGUCAAUACUUUAUUAUCAAGAGUCAGAUAUUAAUAUUCUUCCAAUUUCUAUUAGUUACUUUAAAAAACACUCAUAGAAUCUGAACCCUAACGUAUUUCUGUUGAAGAACUUUUAGAAUAACUAGAAAAUCCUUGGGCAAAAAAUAGUAAAGCAUCAGGUUUGAAUACUAUAGAAAUUAGAAAUCUCAUAGCAUCUUAAAAUAAUAGUACUAUAAUUUAAAAUAAUGUGGCCGAACCUAUCAAAUAUGAUAGAGUAAUUUAAGAAUCUAUGCCUUCAGUAAGAUAUGAGAACGCUAAAUAUGAGAAUUUUGCUGUUUAACCUACUUAUAAAUACGAUCCUAUUAUUACAACAAAUACUUAUGCAGUCGAUCCUAUUGUUACUACAAAUACUUAUGUAUUAGAAUCUAAUACCAAUUAUAAUAAUAAUGAUCUUGAUUCUAGAAUUGAGGCUAUUCUUAAAAUGAGUAGAGAUACAGUAUAGAAAUAUGGAUCAUCUAAUGUUUAUACUACUACUACUACUACCACUACAAAUAAUAAUAACUAUUAAGUCCCUGAAACUAAUAUAUAAGAGCAAGUCGAAUAAAUAAAAUAAUCCGGAAAAAAAAAUGUUACUUAUGAAGUUAAUAAUUAUACUCCUAUAACUUAAACAUAUAAUUCUAGUUAUUAACCUACAGGUGCUUAUGCAGUGGAAGACUUAAAAAGAUGUGGAUAAGUAUAAUCACAACAUAUAUCAACAAAUUCUUAUGUAAUGGAAGACGCUAAAAAAUAUGGAUAAGUAUAACCAUAAAAUAUAUCUACAAAUUCUUAUGUAAUGGAAGACUCUAAAAGAUAUGGAUAAGUAUAACCAUAAAAUAUAUCUACAAAUUCUUAUGUAAUGGAAGACUCUAAAAGAUAUGGAUAAGUAUAACCAUAAAAUAUAUCUACAAAUUCUUAUGUAAUGGAAGACUCUAAAAGAUAUGGAUAAGUAUAACCAUAAAAUAUAUCUACAAAUUCUUAUGUAAUGGAAGACUCUAAAAGAUAUGGAUAAGUAUAACCAUAAAAUAUAUCUACAAAUUCUUAUGUAAUGGAAGACGCUAAAAGAUAUGGAUAAGUAUAAUCUAUUGCUUAAGAAAAUAAAUUCACAGACACUUAGGUAAUGGAGGAAUCUAAAAGAAGUGGAUAAAUAUAGCAAGUUGAAUAAAGAAUUAAUUAUACAACUAAUACUUAUCAUAAUGAUUAUGUACCUUAAAGUAAUUAUACUGUUUAAAAUAAUUACGGAGGAGUAAGUAGAGAUGAAAAUAUUAAAAGAAGUGAAAAAAAUUAUGAUAGUUAACUUGAAAAUAGUUAUUCAGAAAAUACUUAUGGUUUUAAUAAUAAUGUUCCAGUUAAUGAGACUUAUGAAGUUAACAAUAAAGAAGGAUAUUCAAAUAAUAAUGGACAAACUAUGAAUGAAGCAGAAAGAGAUUCUUAUAUUUAAAAAAUGCUUGCUGAAGCUAGAAAAGGAUCAAAUGGGGAAAAUUACACAACUACUUAUAAUAGUAGAGUAGUUGAAACAGGAAAUUAAAUGCGAUUUUGA
Molecule: messenger RNA, 2304 nt
Organism: Ichthyophthirius multifiliis
Lineage: Eukaryota; Ciliophora; Oligohymenophorea; Hymenostomatida
Exons: 4
Biological process (GO): protein phosphorylation
Cellular component (GO): cytoplasm
Molecular function (GO): protein serine/threonine kinase activity; ATP binding
Source: RefSeq, a predicted model, not a curated record